AUGGACGACGAUAUUUGCCAAGACGAUAAAUGGUUUGAACAGGCCUUUACAUACAUGAACCAGCACGACAUUCCAUUACCAAACGAUAAAAAGCUACACUUUUAUGGCCUUUUUAAACAAGCUACGAUUGGUGAUUGCAAUAUCGACAAACCUGGAUUGUUUGACUUUGUUGCUCGUGCUAAAUACGACGCAUGGCAGAGUUUCAAGGGGCUCAGUUUCAGAGAAGCUAGAAACAUGUAUAUUGAUGGUGUAGAAGAGCUGAAGGUAGGCUGGUCACGUCAAGGCGAGUACGAGUAUAUACCCUCUGCUGAGGAUAUCAAGAAAGGAGAAGGCCUUGCUAGCAAUGCAGUGAGUUCAAUGGCAGUAGAGGAAGAUGACGGAUUAGAAUCUGAGGACAUUUUUGGAUAUACAAGAUUGAGUGAUUUAAAAAAAUUAACCACGGCAUUAAAGGCACAUCCAGAGCUAAUAGACACCAAGGAAGAUGGACUAACAGCUCUCCAUAUUGCUGCUGAUCGUGGUUAUUUGGAUAUAGUACAAGCAUUGGUCAAGGCAGGUGCUGACAUCAAUAUCAAGACAGACGAUGAAGACACAGCGCUUCAUUUAGCUUGUAUAUCAGACCAACUCGAAACAGCCAAAUUCUUGAUCUCUAGUGGCUGCGACAAGGCUUUACUUGAUUCAGAGGGCAAAACAGCAUUUGAACAAGCAGAACCCGAAUUUAUUCAACAACUGUUAGCAUAA
Molecule: messenger RNA, 738 nt
Organism: Mucor velutinosus
Lineage: Eukaryota; Fungi; Mucoromycota; Mucoromycetes; Mucorales; Mucoraceae
Exons: 5
Coding region: 1-738 (245 amino acids)
Molecular function (GO): fatty-acyl-CoA binding; protein binding
Source: RefSeq, a predicted model, not a curated record